UCCCCCAGCGGUGCUGCGUGGGAGGGAGCUGGGUCCGGUGUAGGAGCUUCCUGUCUGGCUGGCUGUGGUGUUGGUCCAGUGCUGCUUCUCCCCUCCCACCGGUGCUGCGAGAGGGGAGUUAGCUUUGGUUACCUCCUGGAAGGACGAACAGGAAGCGGAGGAGCUGAUUUCACUCUGGGACAAGUUCUCACCGGAGGCAGUGUCUAACAACGGAGACGGCGGACAGCUGGCAUGCACGCAGGGGAAAAUUUGUCGGAUAAGAUGAAAACACGGAGCCAAAGUUCUGUGGAGUCUAGCGCUUCAAAACAGCAGAAGAAAGUAAAAGUAAAAAAUAGUGAUGUACAAAGAACCCUUAAGAGGAUAAACCUUGAUGUGAAGAAAGAGUCAUCUGAAUGCCAUAAAAGUCUGUAUCAAAAGAGACAAUGGUUGGAUUGUCAGGAAUCCCAAAUUUCAAAAAGAAACCUUACAGAAAAGGCCUCAAAAGCACAGAAGCAAUUAAAGCCAUAUACUUGUAUAGAAUGUGAGAAACAGUUUAUUUUCCGACAUAGUCUAACAAACCACUGGUGGUCUCAUAUGGAGACAAAAAACUGUGUUCGUAUGCAGGGAACUGAAUCAAACGUGCAGAAUAAAAAAAGGAAAUUAACUAUAAAAAAUAACUACAAAAAGACUGUACAAAAUGUGAAAAUGCGUUAUCUUAGAUAUACAAUUGUAAAGCCUUUUGUGUGUACAGUAUGUAAGAGAAGAUUCUGGGAACAUGCUUAUCUUCUUCUACACCAACGGAUUCACAGAGGAAAUCAGUUUAGAUGUACUGAAUGCAGGAGAUGCUUCUCAAACACUACGAUUCUCCUUGCUCAUCUGUGGGUUCAUACUAAUCAAAAACCUUUUUGUUGUUCCAUGUGUGAUCAAAGUUUCCUGUAUAAAUUCAAAUGUCAGGAACACCAGCGCAUCCACAAGGGAAAUAAACCUUUUGUUUGUUCUGAGUGUGGGAAACGGUUCAGAACUAACGUUACCCUUGUUGAACAUAUGAGGCUUCACACUGGGGAGAAACCUUUUUCAUGUUCAGAGUGUGGAAAAUCGUUCCGGUUAAAAGACAGGCUUCACACACACCAGCGAAUUCACACAGGCGCGAAGCCUUAUAUUUGUGAAAAAUGCGGGAAAAGUUUUUCCCAGAACUCAAACUUUCUUUUACACUGUAAAAUUCAUAUUGGAAAAAAGCUUAUUGUCUGUACAGAGUGUGAAAAAACCUUUGCAACUAAUGCUGAACUAAUCAGACACCAACGUGUGCAUACUGGCGAGAAACCUUUUGUUUGUACAGAGUGUGGGAAACGUUUCAGUCUCAAGGCAAAUUUAUUAUCACACCAGCUACUUCAUACAGGAGAGAAAGCUUACUCUUGCCUGGAGUGUGGAAAAUGUUUUCGAUUGAAAAGGCAUCUGGCCUCACACCAGCUUGUGCAUACUGGGAUUAAAUCUUUUGCCUGCGGUGAGUGUGGCCGACGAUUCAGUCACAAGCACGCACUUCGCCAGCACAAGUGGAUUCACACAGGUGAAAAGCCAUUUGCCUGUACAGAAUGUGGCAAGCAAUACAGAGAAAGGAGGUCCCUAAAUUCUCAUCUUCGAAUUCACACUGGAGAGACGCCCUUUGCAUGUACAGAGUGUGGUAAAACCUUCCUAUCAGAAAGGUAUCUUCGACACCACCAUAUGACACACUCUGGACUCAAACCUUUUGCCUGUGAUGAGUGUAGUAGAUGUUUUUUGUUGAAGAGCAAUCUUAAGGCGCAUAAGCAAACUCAUACUGGAAUAAAACCAUUUGCUUGUUUGCAUUGUGGAAAACUUUAUUCUACUAAAAAAGGUUUAAAGGCUCAUGAACAGACUCAUACAGCUGAGAAGCCCUUUGUCUGUAACAAAUGUGGCAAAUGUUUCCGUCUCAAGUCCAUGCUCCAAGCCCAUCAGCCUGUACAUACUGGGGGAAAGUAUGUGUGUACGGAGUGUGACAGGGCAUUCUCAAGUAAUCAAAGCUUGCAGUGUCAUCUAAAUUUACAUAAGUAGUCCAUGUAAUAUUAUUUUGUUCUUAUAAUAAUGCUACAUACUUCCAUUUGUUGAGUUUAUAGAGGAAAUGUAACAAUAAAAGAGAUUUUUUUUCUGUCUUCGUUAA
Messenger RNA from Bombina bombina (fire-bellied toad), 2152 nucleotides. Its product is annotated as gastrula zinc finger protein XlCGF58.1-like. The record is from RefSeq and is a predicted model, not a curated record. Bases 232 to 2046 code for a protein of 604 amino acids. Gene Ontology annotation, biological process: regulation of transcription by RNA polymerase II. Gene Ontology annotation, molecular function: DNA-binding transcription factor activity, RNA polymerase II-specific; RNA polymerase II cis-regulatory region sequence-specific DNA binding. NCBI's taxonomy places the organism in Eukaryota, Metazoa, Chordata, Amphibia, Anura, Bombinatoridae. The transcript has 2 exons.